This is a messenger RNA of Dentiscutata erythropus, 5271 nucleotides long. NCBI's taxonomy places the organism in Eukaryota, Fungi, Glomeromycota, Glomeromycetes, Diversisporales, Gigasporaceae. The record is from the annotation of a GenBank genome assembly.
AUGAACGGACUUUCAAUAUUUCUUCAUACAGAACUUUUACAAAUCGUGGAUGAAACUAAGCGUAGGCAUCAUGAAAUCAAAGAGGCCACAGAAAAGUCGAUUAUCGUUGUAAGAUCCCUAAUAGAGCAACCUGAUAUUAAUGUGUCCAAAGAACUUUCAAAACACACCGAUUUUUUACUUCCAUUUACUCUUGCUUGUGAAGCAAAAAAUCUGAAAUUGAUAACUAUAUCCAUAGGUUGCUUACAUAAAUUGGUAUCAUAUCAUGCUGUUCCUGAGUCUUCCAUUAAAGCUAUCGUAAAGAUUCUCAGUGACUUAGUAUCACAAGGCGUUGAAAUUCAACUCAAAAUCUUGCAAACUAUCCCACCUUUGCUAAAUAAUUAUCAAUCAUUGCAAGGUGAUCUACUUAUAGAGGCUUUAUUAAUAUGUUUUCGUCUUCAAGAUUCUAAAGUUAUUGUAGUCAGUAACACUGCUGCUGCUACGUUGCGUCAAUUGGUAAUCAAUAUUUUUGAUAAAGUUCUUUUAGAUGACGAAACAAAUGAAAAAGGUACAAUAUAUCCAAAGUUGGACGCAAAAUUAAGUCUAGAUGUAAAUGUUUUGUCUCUUCGUCGAUAUGCGAGAGAUGCUUAUUAUAUUUUUCAAGAUUUAUGUUUAUUAUCCAAUGGAGAACAGCCUAUGCUUCUCAAGUUAAAUAGUUUAUCAAAAACACUUUGUUGGGAAUUAAUAGAAUCAGUAUUGUCUAAUCAUUUUAAACUAUUUGAAUUGUAUCCGGAAUUUACGUUUUUACUCAGAGAACAUGUUUGUCCUCUUAUGUUAAAAAAUUUAACUGUCAAAUAUGACUUUUCAACUACUAUGAGAAUGUUGCGAAUUGUUUAUAUUCUAUUAAAUAAAUUUAGCGAUAUUUUGGUCUUAGAAUGUGAAAUUUAUCUCAAUAUGCUUGUAAAAUUUCUUGAACCAAACUAUCCAUUAUGGCAACGAGUUAUUUCAAUGGAAGUAUUUCAUGGAAUUUGUACGGAUGGUGCUCUUUUACGCACUAUUUAUUUUUAUUUUGAUAAACAAAACCAUUCUACAAAUGUGUAUAAAGAAAUGAUUAAUGCUUUUGGUCGAUUAGCAACUGAGAGACCAUAUGCAUUUGGUAAAAAUAGUAAUUUUUUAAAUGGGCAUUCGUAUCAAUUCAUAGAAGAUGAUGGACAAAAAGACAUUGGUAGUCUUAAUAUUGCGUGCUCGAUAAUGAAAAUUAAAUGCAUUGACCAGAUGGACAAGUCAGAUCCACCACAAAUUCCAGAAACUUACCUCUAUUAUCUGACUCUUUUAUGCCUAAAUUCUAUUGUGGAUGGUCUUCACGAUUUUGUAAUAAAAAAUCUUACUAGUGUUAUUCAAGAUCAAAAGAGAACAUCCUUACAAUCUAAAUCACAAAUUCUUGUGGCAGAUAUGGCAAAUACUUCAUGGCCUGGAUUACUUGCUGCGUUAUCAUUUUUCCUCUCUUCAAACCUUGAUGAUGAACUAUUUAAUAUUGUUUUACGUUCUUAUCAAAAUUUUACCAUUGUUUGUGGUUUUCUUCAUCUUUCAACUCCUCGUGAUGCUUUUAUAACAUGUUUAUGCAAAAGUGCAAUUCCUCAUAUUAAUAUAUCACCAUCAGAAAUUAAUACGCGUGAGUCUGACGGUGAAAAUAAUACAAAAACAGAAGAAUUAUCUGUCAGAGGCUUAUCUUGCUUGAAAUCAUUAUUAAGUAUUGCACAGACUACUGGAGGGGUUUUAGAUGAUUCAUGGUAUUUGGUAUUAGAAACAGUACAAUCAUUACAUUAUAAGUUCUUCUCGAAACGUGCUAAUAAGAAAAAGAAUCGCAGGCUUAAUAUGCAUCACACUAAAUCUGAAUCUAUCACUUCUUUACCCUCACAAAUAACUUCUGGCAGUAGCAGUUCAUCAUCACUCAACCAAACAACAAAACCGUUAAUUGUACAAAUGACGUGUUUGAGUCCUUCUGAAGCUACACCUUCGGAAACUCCAGAUAUAUAUCCUCAACCAUCAGAGCAUGUAUCUAAAACAGGGACACCUAUAAUCUCUAAUUCAGAACCACAUAAGGAUGAGUUAAAUAGCCUUAAGAUACAAAUCAAUACAUUGGUUGAUAAUUGCAAGUUUCUUAACGAUAUAGCUCUACAAUGUUUUAUACGUUCCUUGUGUAAACUUAAUGCUCAAAUGUGUGGAAUUCAACUUAAUGAACAACUUCAAGUAGCUGAUCAAGAACUAAUAUUAAUAGAUGAUUAUAUUCACAAACCCGUUACUUUAAGAGCUUUGCGCGUCAAUAAAAGUCGUAAAAAGUCUUUUGCAAUUAAAACGUUGCAUUCUGCGGCGAUUUUAAAUAUGCAUCGAAUGAUCGCGUGUGAUUCAUCUCUCAUCUGGGAUUUAGUUACAUCUCACUUAAUCAUAAUCACAAAUCAUAUUUCAACUCCUCAUAAUAUUCGUAUACAAGCUUGUGAAGCUCUAGCGGAUAUUAUAAUUUCAGCUGUUAAUUAUGUUUCUUUAUCACAAAUAAAAAAUAAUGAACGUAUUCAAUCUCAACUUCUUAUUUCUCUUUAUAAUAUGAUUGAUAAUUCCGAAUGGAUUUCUUUACGUUCUAGUAGUGGGGCUUAUAUUGAAGUUCAAAAAAUUAGACUGGAAACACUUAAUAAAUUACUUGAAACUUCUGGUAGAUCUGGGUAUUCUUUCACUUUCGGAUGGAAUGUUAUUUUAGAUAUAAUUAAAAGUGUUUGCGUAUAUGCUAGUUCUGGUGAGACAAUAGAAAAUGAUGCUGUUAGUGAUGAUAAUCUUAGCAUAUUAGAUGAAUCAAUGUUUUAUAUAUCUGAUACAAAAAUUUCAGACUUGGUUCUUGUGGCUUUUCCUUCAUUGCAACUUAUUUGUAAUGACCUUUUGUCAUUGCUAUCCCCUAAAUAUUUAAAAGAAUUAAUUAACACAUUAGGUGCAUUUGGUCUACAAACGGAUGAUUUAUAUAUAAGUUUAAAAUCUAUCGGACUUUUGUUGAAUAUCUCUGAGUUUGUACAAACUAAACGUUCUGAUCAUAAUUACAAUAUUAAGAUGAUCAAAAAUGUUGCACUUGAUACAAAUGAUGUUGAUAAAGUUAUCAUAAGAGAAUCUACAUCUAUUAUGGAUAUACUUUGGAUGUUAUUAUUAUCACAACUUUUGAAAAUUUGUUCAGAUAUUCGACCAGAAGUACGUAAUUUAGCAAUUCAAACAGUAAUUCGUUCAAUUGCAGUUUAUGGUCCAGAAUUAGAGAUAAGAAUGUUGCAUGUUUGCAUCCAGAAAAUUUUAUUUCCACUUUUGGAUUCGGUAAAACAUACACCAGAUCAACAUCAAGAUUUGAACUUGACAUCACGAAAAGAAUUUGAUGGAUUCCUGUUUUGUCAAUCAAGAAAUGCAACUGAUAAGCAAUGGGAUGAGACCAAGAUUUUAGCUUUGACAGGAAUUUCUAAACUUUUUAAAAAUUUCAUGCCAAUAUUAACAAAAUUUGAUGGAUUUCGACAACUAUGGGAAUCAUUACUUUCUCAAUUUGAAUAUUUUUGUUUACAAUCCAGUUUGGAAGUUUCUAUUGCUGCUUUCAAAUCCUUUAACAUGGUAAUACAAUAUCCCUUUCAACACAAAAUUCAAUCUAAUAAACUUUGUGAAAAGAUAUUACCAUUUUGGCAAAUAGCUUGGAAUUAUUGGGAGAAAAUUGGGUUGGGAAUUAUUAAAACCUCGGAUCAAAAUGAUAUUUUAGAUAUGAAAAGUUCAACGACAAUACAUUUUACACAAGAUGCUCUUAGAAUAUAUUUUUUGAUUUUUGGUGAUAUUUACAAAAUAAUUCAUUCAGAAUUUACUAUACAUGAAUUAAAAAAAAUUUUCAAAAUUUCUUAUGGAAUAUUAACUUAUUCUAAUAGUCCAUUUUAUAUGUCCGAUUCUGAUUGUCUCUCACCUUUACAAGAAUCUAUAUUAGAAAUUAUUGGACAAUUUGAUUUGAAUAUUUCAAGUGUACCUGCAGUAGUUUUAGAAAAUUUUGCAGAUUAUAUUAUUCUCGCAUUUACAAAAAAACAAAUGGACGAAAAGCCAAAAGGAAUAUAUGGUUCAGUUGAACAACAAAUCUUGACAAAAGAAGCAAACUCAAGUAAUAAAUUUUUAAAUGGAGAGAUUAUUGGCAUAUCAAAAUCUAAAAAAUCAUAUUCAACAGUUACUUAUAUUGCAUUUUCAAAAACUGUUAUGCAAUUGGCUAAAGAUUUAUUUAAAACUUAUGUUAAUGAUCAAAUAGUUUAUUUGGAAGGAAUAUUUAAAAAGAUUAUGAAAGCAUAUGGUGUUCCUAUGAAAUUGAAAUAUGAUUGUCCUCUAUCAGGAAAAUAUGAUGAUAAUGCUGAACUUUGGAAAGUAGCAUCAACUGCAUUUUUAGAUGUAGUGAAUCAUGGUUUAUGUGCUUUGGAUCGUAUUGGUGAUGCCAUUUCUGAAGAAUGUAUCGUAAGCAUAUGGGAGCAGAUAUUAGAUGCUCUUCAUAAUACUUUGGCACAUAAAAGUAAACCACCAUCAUCUAUUCAAAUUGAGCAGCUAAACAUAGACGAAUCCUUUGAUAUAAAAUUUCUUUCAGAAUUACAAACACGCGUGUUAAUUCACCUGGGACAUUCACGUGUUCCCCAAUCUCUCAUACAUAAUGUGGUGAAAAUAAUAUAUGAAGGGUCAAAAUUAUAUUAUCCAGAAACUGAUAAACUGACAAUUUGGAAUGAAAAUAUAGAUGAAAAUUCUCAAUCAUCUGAUGACUUGGAAAUGCCAUGUUGUAACCGAAUGUUAAAAAAUAUUAAUGGAACACCAGUUUCUAUUACACCAGUAGAACGAGAAAGAUUUGCCUAUGCUUGUUUACAAUGUUUAUUUGAACUAUGUUCUGAUGAAAAAGAUGAUUAUUUUGAUAUAAGACAAAGAAUAGCUAAAGUAACGGCUCCUAUCUUACUAAAACGAUGUGCCUUUGUAAUUCGUAAUUAUACUGUUGACCAACCACUGUUUGGAGGGUUUCCUUUUUUAAGAGUAAGGAAUGAUGAAAUAUCAUUUGUGUUGCGAAAGCUGUUAGAAUUACGAUUUCGACAAAAUAUAUUACAUUUUAAUGAAAAUUCAACAACUAGUCCUUUGAAAAAACACAUCUUAUCAGGCCAAAAUGCACAUUUAUUUUAUUUACAUCCUGUUAUAAGUGAAGCUAUUUGUUUAAAAGAUUCCAAUAUUGAUGAAUUGUUAAAAAAAUGUUUAAGAAAAAUUGGAGAAGAAUUGGGA